AUGUCCGACACGAGCGAUGAUGACGUUCCUUUGAAGCAAAGAGUGGCAAAGAAGAAGGCGUCACCGAAGAAGAAGCCUGCAGUGAAGGAGAAAGCGCCGAAGGCUCCGAAGAAAAAGGAGCCAACAAAACCCAAGGCGUCACCGAAGGCAAAGGCAGCUCCUCGGGCGCCUCGCAAGAAAGCGCAGGCCGACGGAAAUGCGGAAGAGGAGGAGAAUCUGCUGCCUAACGACGCGCGGAAGUAUUUCAAACAGGGACAGAAAUUCAUCACCCCCCCAAAUGGAGAUGGGACACGGGGUUUUUACGAAAGUCUGUAUGAAGAAAACAGGAACAGCCUCGUAGCUUUGCGGUACGUGGUCGAAUGGGGUGUAUUGACAGGGACGCUUUUACACGAGUCGUUGCCCCGGUAUUUCGCACUGAAAGAAAAGGGGGCAUUUAAAGGCGCAGGCGGAGGACUGCAGAAAGCAUUCAUGAACGGCCUCGACCAGGCAGACAUCGACGCUGCCGCAAAGAUGUUAAAUGCUAGCAGUGGGAAUUUGCAGUAG
This is a messenger RNA of Eimeria mitis, 543 nucleotides long. RefSeq lists its product as uncharacterized. The record is from RefSeq and is a predicted model, not a curated record. The coding region runs from base 1 to 543 and encodes 180 amino acids. The transcript has 5 exons. NCBI's taxonomy places the organism in Eukaryota, Apicomplexa, Conoidasida, Eucoccidiorida, Eimeriidae.